CUCUCUCUCUCUCUCUCCACGCUGCCUUCAGAGGAGGAGGACGCUCUCCAGACCUCCGCUGGCUCAUCCUUUUGUUCUCCCAGGACACAAACUCUCCUUUCAUGUCUCCUGAGCCCUCGACAGGAAGCUGAGUGUCUGCAGGCCGGACGUCGAGUGGUCUAGAGGUCGUCCGAGGUCAGGCAGCGCGCUCCCUGGGGGCGAUGAGGUUGCUGGUGGUCUGGGCGGCGGCCGUCGCCCUGAGCUGCGCCCUGGUCGCCGCUGGAGACGCCGCCGAGGAGAACCGAGUCUCCGGAGGUCGGAUCCACGCCGGAGAACCCCGAGGGCCGGCGGGGAGACGGGCCGAGGAGGAGGAGGAGGAGGAUGACGGCGUAGUCCGAAUGUCGGACGAGCCCGUUGAAGUGGCGGAGGAGGAGGAGGAGAAGAAGAAACCAAAGAAGAAGAAGACACCUGAGGAAAUUGAGGCAGCCAAAGCAAAGAAAGCGGCGGAGAAGGAAGCGAAAGCGAAGAAGCAGAAAGGCCCCAAACCCACCAGGAGGCCCAAAGCCCCGAAGCCCACCAGGAAGCCCAAAGCCCCGAAGCCCACCAAGAAGCCCAAAGGGCCCAAAGCCACCAGGAAGCCACAGGCGACCACCGUGGCGACGAUGGCGCCGCUGCCCGCCACCGCUCCUCCUCCUCUGGACGAGGAAGAGGAGCGGCUGCUGGUCGAACUGGCCUGGGCCUCGCCCAUUCGACCCGAGACCGGACCUGGACUGGAGGAGCCCGUCGAGACCGGACCUGGACUGGAGGAGCCCGUCGAGACCGGACCUGGACUGGAGGAGCCCGUCGAGCCGGACCUGGAUCUGAUGCGUGGUCGAUAUAACAAAGCUGUGACCACCGAGGCCAUCGACUACAUCCCAGAAGAGACGACCUCCGUCCCCUUCGUCGUCCCGUGGUAUGAAGAGUAUGCGACACGCCGACUUGGCCACCAAGAAGCAAGAGGAGGAGGAGGAGACGGCUCGGAAGGAAAAGGCAGAAAAAGCCGGCUGAGGAAGAGUUGGGAGGAAGAGGAAGAGGAGCGACUGAAGCAGAUCAUCGUCCCUGUUGAACUCAAGAACUGUCCUCCUCUGGGCCUGGAGUCCCACCUGGAGGACGACCAGCUGCUGGCUUCCUCCCAGUCUCACCACGGGUUCAUGGCCGAGGGGCCGCUCAACAUGCAGGGCUCCGCUAACGACGAUGACGGCGGCGCCUGGUGCGCCGAGUCGGAGGAGCGUAACCACUGGUUCGAGGUGGACGCCCGCGAGAGUGGAGUUCACGGGGUCAUCACGCAGGGACGGAACUCAGUGAACCUAGAGGAUUUCGUGUCCUCGUACUUCGUGGCCUUCAGCAACGACAGCCAAGACUGGACGACCCUCCACGACGGCUACGCCGAAUGGCUGUUCUACGGGAACGUGGACAAGGACACGCCGGUGUUGGGCCAGUUCUCGGCGCCCGUGGUGGCGCGGUACAUCCGCAUCCUGCCGCAGAGCUGGAACGGCAGCCUGUGCCUCCGGGCCGAGGUCCUGGCCUGCCAGCUGCCCAGCAGCUACCGCAGCGAGAAUGAAGUCACGCCGCUGGACGACCUGGACUUCCGGCACCACAACUACAAAGAGAUGAGACAGAUGAUGAAGCUGAUAAACGAAGAGUGUCCCAACAUCACCAGGAUCUACAACGUCGGGAAGAGCUCCCAGGGCCUGAAGAUGUACGCCAUGGAGAUCUCCGACAACCCCGGGGAUCACGAGACGGGUGAGCCUGAAUUCCGGUACACGGCCGGUCUCCACGGCAACGAGGCGCUGGGUCGAGAGCUCCUCCUCCUGCUGAUGCAGUUUCUGUGCAAGGAGUACAAAGACGACAACCCCAGAGUGCGCCGCCUGGUGGACAGAGUGAGAAUACACCUGGUCCCUUCGCUCAACCCCGACGCCUACGAGCUGGCCUACGAGACGGGCUCGGAGAUGGGGAACUGGGCUCUGGGCCACUGGACCGAAGAAGGUUACGACAUCUUCCAGAACUUCCCGGACCUCAACAGCAUCCUGUGGGGGGCCGAGGACAGAGGCUGGGUCCCUCGCAUCGUGCCCAACCAUCACAUCCCCCUCGCGGAAAACUUCCUCAAUGGCUCCAUCGGCACGGAGACGAAGUCCAUCAUCUCCUGGAUGGAGCGCACCCCCUUCGUGCUGGGAGCCAACUUGCAAGGAGGAGAAAGACUGGUGGCGUACCCCUUUGACAUGCAGCGCCCGGCGAUCUCCUCAACCGACAGUCGGCGCUGGAGAGGCUCCGGCGACAUGAGCGAGGAGGCGUGGGCUCGCCUCCAGCGGCAGAACGAGGGGUCUCAGAGGGAGACGGAGGACGACGCCAUGUUCCGGUGGUUGGCCAUGGUGUACGCACACAGCCACCUGACCAUGACGGAGACCUACCGCGGCUCGUGCCACGGGGACGACGUCACCGCGGGCCAGGGCAUCACCAACAGGGCCGGCUGGGAUCCGGUGGUGGGCAGUAUGAACGACUUCAGCUACCUGCACACCAACUGCUUCGAGCUGUCCGUCUUCUUGGGAUGCGACAAGUUCCCCCACGAGAGUGAACUUCCUCUCGAGUGGGAGAACAACCGCGAGUCUCUGCUGUCCUUCAUCGAACAGGUCCAUCGGGGGAUAAAAGGUGUGGUGCGAGACGUGGAGGGAACGCCGCUGGCUAACGCCACCAUAUCCGUGGAGGGAAUACGGCACGACGUCAAAACCGCCGCAGGCGGGGAUUACUGGCGGCUGCUGAACCCCGGAGAGUUCCGGGUCACCGCCAAAGCCGACGGCUACACGCCUCAGACCCGCCUGUGCAUGGUGGGCUACGACUCCGGCGCCACCGGCUGCAGCUUCACCUUGGCCCGGUCCAACUGGGACCGCAUCAAGCAGAUCAUGGCGCUCCACGGCCAGAGGCCCAUCCGGCUGGUCCCCAAAGCCAGCGCCCCGAAGACGACGGCGGCCAGCGGCACGCCGGCCACCACCGUGGACAGCCACGCCGCCGCUCAGCGGGCGGAGCGGCUCCGGAGGCUCCGGAUCGUGCGUCUACGCCGGCUGCGUCAGCAGAAACUAAGAGCCGGUCUGAGCACCACUCCGACCACCACAACCACAACAACAGCAGCAGCAGCAACGACAGCCCCCACGGAAAUACCCGAGACCGAGAGAACCACUUCCUGGUACGACUCGUGGUUCCCGGUGGACGGCUGGGUGACGGAGAACCCGUUCGACAGCGUGGACUUCGACUUGGUUCCCACGCAGGACGACGCCUUCGAGUACACGAUUGACUGACCGCUAUAGAGGCCUUCAGGGUCCACAGGAAACACCGGCUUCACUAUUUAGACCUGUUUCUACUCGGUGGGUUCACCACGUUCACAGGAACCACGUUCUGGUUUGUUGCCGUUAUGAAACGACUUUAAGGGAGCAGGCGAGCCGUGAGCCUCCUGCAUCACACCUUUACCUGUAGAGUCUCCACGGCUUCACGGAGCCGCCGGCCUCAGUUAGACUGAGUCAAUGUACUGCCCAAUGCAUCCAUUAAAAAUAAGUGUUUUUUCUAAAAUGAA
Molecule: messenger RNA, 3580 nt
Organism: Pseudoliparis swirei
Lineage: Eukaryota; Metazoa; Chordata; Actinopteri; Perciformes; Liparidae
Gene: aebp1a
Product: AE binding protein 1a
Biological process (GO): negative regulation of transcription by RNA polymerase II; proteolysis
Molecular function (GO): zinc ion binding; metallocarboxypeptidase activity; RNA polymerase II transcription regulatory region sequence-specific DNA binding
Source: RefSeq, a predicted model, not a curated record